Molecule: messenger RNA, 6426 nt
Organism: Diorhabda sublineata
Lineage: Eukaryota; Metazoa; Arthropoda; Insecta; Coleoptera; Chrysomelidae
Product: exportin-1
Exons: 6
Coding region: 165-3350 (1061 amino acids)
Biological process (GO): protein export from nucleus; ribosomal small subunit export from nucleus; ribosomal large subunit export from nucleus
Cellular component (GO): nucleus; cytoplasm
Molecular function (GO): nuclear export signal receptor activity; small GTPase binding
Source: RefSeq, a predicted model, not a curated record
AUUUUGUAAUGUCGUAUUUGGUUUUGCGCUUUUUGUAGUGAGAAUUUUGUGAGAGAGCUGUUGAAUUUGGUGUUUUAUCCGCUUUAUUAGGGAUAUACACGGCGCAAUUGAUGGAAUGAUUGAUUUUUUGUGAACAAAAGGGGUGAAAGUUAAAUAUAAGUGAAAUGGCAGCACUAGGACAUCAAACAGCAGCAGCAUUGCUGGAUUUCAACCAAAAGCUGGAUAUAAAUCUCCUAGAUAGUGUGGUCGUUAGUAUGUAUGCUGGAAAUGGAGAAACUCAAAGAAUGGCACAAGAAGUUUUAACAACACUGAAAGAACAUCCUGAUGCUUGGACAAGGGUGGAUACGAUUCUAGAAUAUUCUACCAAUCAAGAAACAAAAUAUUAUGCUCUACAAAUUUUGGAACAAGUAAUAAAAACUCGUUGGAAAGUGUUGCCUCGGAAUCAAUGUGAAGGUAUCAAAAAAUACAUUGUUUCAUUGAUUAUCAAAACUAGUUCAGAUCCUGAGGUUUUGGAAGCCAACAAAACUUAUCUUAAUAAAUUAAACAUGAUACUGGUACAGGUAUUAAAGAGAGAAUGGCCUAAAAAUUGGGAAACUUUUAUAACGGACAUUGUGGGUGCAAGUAAAACAAAUGAAAGUUUGUGUCAAAACAAUAUGAUUAUUUUAAAAUUACUGAGUGAAGAGUUAUUUGAUUUUUCUGCUGGCCAAAUCACACAAACUCAAGCAAAGCAUUUAAAAGAUAAUAUGUGUUCAGAAUUCUCUGCAAUAUUUCAUUUAUGUCAAUUUGUUCUUGAAAACUCCCAGAAUCCACCAUUAAUCAAUGCAACAUUAGAAACACUGCUCAGAUUCUUGAACUGGAUUCCUCUCGGUUAUAUAUUUGAGACUAACCUUAUUAAUACAUUAAUUUUCAAAUUUCUACCUGUACCGAUGUUUCGGAAUGUUACUUUAAAUUGUCUCACAGAGAUCGCUGGUGUUAAGGUUACAAAUUAUGAUAACAUGUUUAUUUUAUUAUUUACCGAAACCAUGGCACAGAUUGAAAUGAUGCUACCAAUUCAAACUGAUAUUAAAACAGCAUAUGCUUGUGGACAAGAUCAAGAGCAAAAUUUCAUUCAAAACUUGGCUUUGUUCCUUUGUACAUUUUUAAAAGAUCGUGCUACUAUUGCCCAGAGCUCCUAUAAUACGAUGGAAAAGGCUUUAAAGUAUCUUGUACUCGUUUCUGAAGUAGAAGAAGUGGAAAUCUUCAAGAUUUGCCUCGAAUAUUGGAACAGUUUAACAUCUCAGCUAUAUCGAGAAACAUCCCACCGCAGCGUAGGACUUUGCUUAGAAAAAAGUGAAGGCUACAACAAUUUUUCUCAAGAUUUUUAUAAGGAAAUUCUAAAUAAAGUUAGAUAUAUUAUGAUUUCUCGAAUGGCUAAACCAGAGGAGGUGCUUGUAGUGGAAAAUGAUAAUGGUGAGGUUGUAAGAGAAUUUAUGAAAGAUACCGAUUCAAUUAAUUUAUAUAAAAAUAUGAGGGAGACCCUAGUGUAUCUCACACAUUUAGACUGUCCAGAUACAGAGCGUAUUAUGACUAAUAAAUUACAGAAUCAAGUAAAUGGUAGUGAAUGGUCCUGGAAGAAUUUGAACACUCUUUGUUGGGCUAUUGGUAGUAUAUCCGGUGCAAUGCACGAAGAAGAUGAAAAACGAUUUCUUGUAACUGUUAUUAAAGAUUUGUUAGGACUUUGUGAACAAAAACGUGGAAAGGACAACAAAGCUAUUAUUGCUUCCAAUAUUAUGUACGUUGUUGGACAGUAUCCGAGAUUUCUAAGAGCUCAUUGGAAAUUUUUGAAAACUGUUGUAAAUAAAUUAUUUGAAUUUAUGCAUGAAACUCACGAUGGAGUGCAGGAUAUGGCUUGUGAUACUUUUAUUAAAAUUGCUAUGAAAUGUAAGAGGCACUUUGUGACAACACAAAUAUCAGAAACUUGUCCAUUCAUUGAGGAUAUACUGGCGUCCAUUUCGACUAUCAUUUGCGAUCUUCAACAACAACAAGUUCACACAUUUUAUGAAGCUGUUGGUUACAUGAUAUCUGCUCAAAAUGAUACACCAUCACAAGAGGCUCUGAUCGAAAAGUAUAUGUUGUUACCUAAUCAGGUUUGGGAUGAUAUCAUUAGUCAGGCUAGUAAGAACGUUGACAUUUUAAAAGAAAUAGAAAUUGUCAAACAGUUAGCAAGUAUAUUGAAGACCAAUGUUCGAGCUUGUAAGACCUUAAAUCAUGCUUAUGUGAUGCAAUUAGGACGUAUAUAUUUGGAUAUGUUGAAUGUGUAUAAGGUUAUGUCUGAAAACAUAACGGCAGCUAUUCAACUUAAUGGUGAAACCGUGAUGAAACAGCCUUUAAUAAAAUCUAUGAGGGCUGUCAAAAAAGAAACAUUGAAAUUAAUAUCUGAUUGGAUAUCUGUAUCGGACGACAAUACAAUGGUGCUCGAAAGUUUCAUUCCUCCAUUUUUAGACGCAGUUUUAUUUGAUUAUCAAAGAACCCCGGUUCCUAUAGCAAGAGAACCAGAAGUGCUGAGUGCUAUCGCUAUUAUAGUUAAUAAGCUUAAAAGCGAUAUUACAUUAGAGGUUCCGAAAAUAUUUGAUGCGAUAUUUGAAUGCACACUGGAGAUGAUCAACAAAGAUUUCGAAGAAUACCCAGAACACCGCACGAACUUCUUUUUACUUCUUCAAGCAGUAAAUAAUCACUGUUUCGCCGCCUUCCUUAAUAUCCCACCUACACAAUUCAAAUUAGUAUUAGACAGCAUCAUAUGGGCAUUUAAACACACAAUGAGGAACGUUGCCGAUAUCGGUUUACAAAUUUUGUUGAAACUAUUACAAAAUAUUGAACAACACGAAGCUGCAGCGCCCAGUUUCUAUCAAACUUAUUUGACUGACAUUUUACAACACAUAUUUUCAGUGGUUACUGAUACAUCUCAUUCUUCAGGAUUGUCCAUGCAUGCUACUAUUUUAGCAUACAUAUUUUCUUUGGUAGAAAUGGGAGGGGUGAAUUGUCAGUUAGGUCCUAAUCCCGAUAAUGUUUUGUACAUACAAGAGUUCACGGCCACUUUGUUGAAAUCUGCCUUUCCACAUCUUACUGACAACCAGAUUAAGAUUACAGUACAAGGGAUGUUCAAUUUAGAUCAAAACAUACCUCACUUCAAGGAACAUCUGAGAGACUUCUUGGUCCAAAUUAGAGAAUACACCGGUGAAGAUGAUUCAGAUUUGUAUUUGGAUGAAAGGGAGAAGGCAUUAGAAUUGGCUCAAGCUGAAAAACGACGUAUCGAACUGUCAGUACCAGGUAUUCUCAAUCCACACGAAGUUCCCGAAGAGAUGCAAGAUUAACAACUAUCUCGCUAUUAAAUAGUAAACUGUGUAAUUAAAAAAAAACUUACAUUGUGUCCCAUUGGAAAAAUCACUAAUUACGAAGUUUAUGUACAAAAUUAUUUCUAGAUUUGAAUAGAAAAAUAGCGGAAUCGAAUAUUUCUUAUGUAAACACUCCAAAAUUGUGAAAACUUUGAAUAAAAAUGAAAUAUUUUUGGAAAUGGCGACUUAUUCGUCCUAGGAAAACUUUCCUUGGUAAUUGAGAAGCCAUCAUCUAUAUUUGCAUAGUAUUUUUUUUUCUAAAUUAAGAAAAUUUGUAAUAAACUUUGAAUGAUUGAUACAUUUCAGUGGGAUACUUAGAUCGAUAUUUUUCUAUUUGUAUCAUCAUAUUUCUGGUUUUGAGCAUAUACCAGUGUAAAUGUGUUUUGUGCGGUCCAUUUUCUUAAUAUUAAGACGCUUUUUAAAAAAAAACAUUUUUAUAUAUUUUUUUACAACUAAUUUGUUUUUGACUUAAAUAGAUUGCGUGUGGAUUUAGGAGGGUAAUUUUUAAAUUUUUCUCUAGUUUUGUGGGGUUUAAGUAAUUUAUUAUAUUUUUCUUCGAAGUCCCUUAUAAGAAAAAAAUCGACAUAUUAAAGAGAAGUUUUUUCAACUUGUGUGAUUUCCUUAAUUUUAUAUUUGGAACAUAGAUAGAAUUUGUCGAUAUGGCGUAAAAAUCAACCAGAUUUUGUCUUCAUAAAUUUAAAACAAAAUGUGUAAGUUGUAAAUAACUACCAAAAAAAUUGAUUGGUCAUCUUGUACUUAAAAUGUUUGAUAAUGACAUUUUGUAUAUAUAUAUAUAUAUAUAUAUAUAUAUAUAUAUAUAUAUAUAUAUAUAUAUAUAUAUAUAUAUAUAUAUGAUUAAAACACUAAUUUGUUAUAGAAAUAAUAAUUAAAUAAAAACUUGAUUUAGUUUCUCUCUCUAUGAAUUUUAUUCGCUAUAAAACAUACUGUGAAAACUUUAUUACUGACUCGAGAAAAAAUUUAGAAAUAGAAUAUUUUCAAUUUUUGAGGGAUGAAUUGUGGUCACCAUAAACUAUUAUUCACAAUAUUCAACACCUUUUAAGAGAUUGUGUUGGUAAAUAGAAAUUUAUUUAGAAUUCUCUCACAAAUCCAUAUGAGUGCGGCAAGUUUCCAGGCAUGUUUUGUGUGAUAUAAUCUGUGCACAUCAACGAUUGAAACGAUAUGGAAGAUAGUUAAAACUAAUAAAUUGGAAUGAACCAUAUACAAAAUGUUUUUGCAAAUGGUCAAACGAUUCUAAUACCACAAAAAUUUUUUAGUUCUGACUAUAUUUCACAAAAUCUCAUGGAAAAGAAAAAUAGUAUCUACAAAUUUUUGAAAUAUUGAAAGUAAGAUUUACUAUAACAUUUAGCGAAGAGGGAUCUAAAUAAAUAGUUAUACCUUUAAUUGUGUGUAUAAAUUUAAAUGCAAUUUUUGAUAAUACAAACCAGAAAAAAAUUGAUGGAAUAUUACUUUAUUUUUGGGGAACCGAGGAGAAUGGUAUUUUAGCUGUAAAUUGUAAAACAUCGAGAUAAAGAUUGUAAAAAUUGGUACAGUAGUUCAUUUGAUCCAAAACGACGCGUAGGAAAAUGUAUUCAACAUUUAAAAAAUUUCCACAUUGUACUUAGUGUUGGCAAAUCUUUAAAAACCUAUCAACAAGAAAUUUGAGAAAAAUAUUCUUAGAAAAACAUGUUUAAUAAAGAAAUCCAACCUGAUUUUCUACCCAGCUAUUAAUAAUUUUGAUUUAACGUUGAAAAUAGGUCUCCAUGACUGAAUUUUUGCAUCUAAAGCAAGUAUGUUUCAUAAAAUAAUAAAAAAAGGUAACUAUUAAAAAUGCAAGCGAACUUCGAUUUUUGCUGGAAAUAAGUUUUAAAAUGAAUAUUUAAAUAUGUUAAGAGAUUGUUAUUUAAUAAAAUUGUUUAAAUAACCUGUUAUACUUUGUUGUGAAUUUUGAAUAUGCCCACUUUAUAAGAUCGGAUCAUUAAACUUUGAAAAAUUCCAAAACUUGGUUUGAAAAUUUUUUCAGCUAAUAAAAAAUUAUAAAUUGACAUACAAUUUUUUAAAAUUGGGUCAACUCUUUAUGAUUAAUUAGUAGAAAUUUUUCCACCACUUGUUUAUUAACUAAUUAACUACAAAAUAUUUUCAAAUUUGUUUUUAUUGACUCAAAUCAUCAUGAUUUUUCAACAAAAAUACUUUUCUCACAUUUUACGUUACCUUCUUUAUAUCUAAAAUGUUUCAAAAUUUAUUAUUGUAAGUUCUCUAAGUAAUGAAAAAAAUUAUUAAUGUAACUGUUUAUUAACGAAAUAAUUUCUAAUACAUAAUUAAAUUCCUUUUUUUCCAAAAUCCUGAAUUUCUAUUUGUUUAUAACUAGCAAUGGAUUUGGAUCUUCAAGAUUGACUCAUUAGGUAAAUAAGAUCCUCGUCUCCACCAGGAUAUUUGUUUAAUAUAAUACCUAAUUACAUAAUCGAUUUCUAUUGUACAAUUUUUUCUUCUACAUGCUACAAAUCAACUAAUUUAAGCUUUUUGCUUAGUCCCCAAGAAUGGAUUUUCUCAUCUUUAUUUUUCAACGUCUAUUGUAAUUGAAUGAUGAGGCCUACCAAUAUAUAUCUGGAUUCCAUUAAAUCUUUCAAUGGUACAUAUUUCAUAAACUCCCAUCUGUAUUUAUUCUAACAUGUCGCUGAAGUUCAAACAUUACUGCUCAAAAAUAUGAAUUAUUUUAAUCCUCAUUUUUGAACCCCCUUCAUUUCCAAUUUGAAUGUAUAAUUAGGGGACUUCGGAAAAUUAGUUAGUUGGACCGGCAGAAAAUGAAAUGUACAAAAAUAUUUUAAUAAAUAGCUAAUUUCACACAUUUUAAAUAAUUUUGCUAAAUAAGCACAAAACACAUGUUUUGUAAUUGAGAUAAAAUUGAAGAAAAAACAAUGGAAUGCAUUUUUUUGUUUGUGUGCAAGAUUGACUGUUAAUGGUAUGUAUUAAUUGAUUUUAGGUGAAAUCAUUAGAAACAGUUAUGUUUAUUAUAUCGUUGAAAGCGAUUGUUUUCUAAUAAAAUAAAUAUUUAUAGAAA